GAGUGUUAAUUCUCCUGAGGUGGAGGUGGAGAUGGUGAAUAGUUCUUCAUGUCAGACACACGUCCGUGUGCUGCAGUGUGGAGACAUUAACACCGUGUUAAUUCUGCUCCAUCGAGUGAGGGUGAGAGGUAGAUUGUGUGGAUAAAUGCUCAGGUGUAAUAUUGACUAAUAAUAAUAAUAAUACUUUGAAUAAGUGGCAUGAGAUAAUUAAAGCUUAGAGAUGGUGAACGCAGCGGUUGAGGUGAUGGCUUUUCUCCUCGGCUUUGCGGGAUGGGCGAUGUCUGGAAUCGUCAUUCCGUAUCGCUACUGGAAGAUUUCCACCAUCGAUGGGAAUGUCAUCACAGCGUCCAUCGCCUAUGAGAACUUAUGGCUGUCCUGCGCUACUGAUUCCACCGGUGUGCACAACUGCAGGGAGUUUCCCUCCAUGCUUGGCCUUGCCGGUUUUGUCCAGGCGUGCCGUGCACUUAUGAUCGCCUCCAUCGUGUUGGGGACGUUCGGUCUCAUCUUCACGCUGGUCGGCAUGCAGUGUUCCAAAAUUGGAGGAGAGAACUACAUAGUGAAGGGACGAAUCGCUGUCCUCGGGGGCGUGUUCUUCAUCCUGCAGGGUUUGAGUACGAUGAUCGCCGUGUCGUGGUACGCCUUCAACAUCACACAGGAGUUCUUUGACCCGCUUUAUCCCGGAACAAAGUUUGAGAUAGGAGAGGGUUUGUAUAUCGGUUGGUGUUCAGCGACACUCGCUCUGAUUGGUGGCUGCUGCUUACUAUGUGCAUGUGGAAAAAACAACAAAAAGGAGAAAAUGUCAUAUCCGUACCAAUCUCAGCGCAGAGGGACGGUGUAUACGACCUCCAUCAUGUCUCAGCAGCCCAAUAACUAUGGCCGAAAUGCCUACGUGUAAGAGUUCACGAGGUAGCCAUGGCAACAAUAAACCCAGGCGGUGAUGUCCUGGACUUUACUGAAUCCAAAAGGACACCGUUUGGAAGCUGGAGGAACUCUGUGUGUGUGUGUGUGUGUGUGUGUGUGUGUGUGUGUGUUACAGCUGAAGUGCACAGUGGUGAAUUGGGACAGAACCAGCAGAGCUUCAGACACUUUAAACACUGAAAGGUUCAACUGUUCUGAGUGUGUGCGGUACCAUACUCAACACCACUCUCACAUUAAUCACUCAUCACUAAGUUCCUAAACACUAAAUACCCCUGUAGCCUCCAGCAUUCUGUCUCGUGCUGCUGCUGUGAUGAGAAAAUCCCAUUUAUUACAUGAGGAAUAAAAGUGUGUGAUAAUUAUCACUAAAUCACUGACAUGUUAAAGGUCUGACUUUUAUUUCAUGUGUAUCAUGUGUUCUUAUACUCAGCUAGUUUUAAAAUGAAAAUAAAUCAGCGCUGCUUUAUUCACAUUAAGACAUUUCUGUGUGUUUAAAACCAGACGUGGACUUCAUGUGUUUCUUCAGUUAAUAUUGUAGUGAUGUAAACAGUUUGUGCACUCAGACAAUAAUAAUGCUUUAUAUCCUGAGUGUGAUUCUGGAGCGGAGACAUCACCACAUUCAGAAAGUCACCUGUAAAUAAACCUGCAACCUGUUAAUGAAGGUGAUCAAUUUAUAUGUAAGUUUAGCAGGUGUGGCCAGGUCAUGUUUUAGAUAGAUUCGUGGGCGGGGCCACUACUCAUAAUGGUGGUCACACUCUUGACCUCAUACUAACAUAUGGAUUAAAUAUAGAAAAUAUUGUAAUUUUUCCACAGUCUGAAGUUGUCUCAGACCAUUAUCUAAUCUCGUUCACAAUAUGUAUUGAUCAUAAUAUUUCCAUUACAUAAUAUAUAUGUAUUGAU
Ictalurus punctatus (channel catfish) is the source of this 1815-nucleotide messenger RNA. It is a transcript of the gene cldn15b, whose product is annotated as claudin 15b. Gene Ontology annotation, molecular function: structural molecule activity. Bases 221 to 895 code for a protein of 224 amino acids. Gene Ontology annotation, biological process: bicellular tight junction assembly; cell adhesion. Gene Ontology annotation, cellular component: bicellular tight junction; plasma membrane. The record is from RefSeq and is a predicted model, not a curated record. The transcript is spliced from 5 exons. Lineage: Eukaryota; Metazoa; Chordata; Actinopteri; Siluriformes; Ictaluridae.